This is a messenger RNA of Bipolaris oryzae ATCC 44560, 774 nucleotides long. RefSeq lists its product as uncharacterized. The transcript is spliced from 2 exons. Lineage: Eukaryota; Fungi; Ascomycota; Dothideomycetes; Pleosporales; Pleosporaceae. The record is from RefSeq and is a predicted model, not a curated record. Bases 1 to 774 code for a protein of 257 amino acids.
AUGGCAACCAAACCCUCAACUCCAUGGGCCGACACACCCUUCCCCCUCCUCGCAAUCCCCGGCACCCGCGGCGCCCCCAUGAGCUCAAACCCGAGCGUCCUCCACACCUGCAUCGAAAUGGCAAACGUGCACAACCUGCUCCUUAGCGGGUUAAACUCCAUCUACAACCAAGCCCCCUUCGUCACGCUGCCCGCCGACAUCUCCGACCUCAUGCUCUACACCACCGCGUGGGCCGAUACACUUCACCACCACCAUUCCGCCGAGGAAACCCUCUUCUUCCCGCGCAUCGAGGCGCUGGCGCAAGCAGCGGGGCAAGAUUGCGAUAUGACGGGAAACGUGGCGCAACAUCAGGAGUUUGAAGAGGGAUUGGCGGAGAUGGUGGCGUGGGCGAAGGGUGUGAGCGGGGGAGAGGUGGAGUAUGAAGCGGAGGUGCUAAGAGGGUUGAUUGAUGGGUUUGCGCCGGCGUUGACGAGGCAUUUGCAUGAGGAGAUUGAUACGCUUGUGGGGUUGGAGAGGCUGGAUGGGGAGGGGGUGAGGAGGGCGAUGAAGGAGACGGCGGACGAGGGGGCGAGAACGGCGGAUCCGAAUCUCGUCAUACCGUUGAUUAUGGGGUGUUUGGAUAAGAAUUAUCCGGGCAGUGAGGAUUUUCCUCCCCUACCGUUCUUUGUACCUUGGUUGAAUGCGUACUGGUUUUCGAGAAAGCAUGGUGGGUGUUGGAGGUUUAAUCCCAGUGAUCACUGGGGAAGGCCACGGCUGUUGCAUUUUUUGAAGUGA